Messenger RNA from Aspergillus sclerotioniger CBS 115572, 1376 nucleotides. RefSeq lists its product as uncharacterized. The transcript has 5 exons. The coding region runs from base 310 to 1314 and encodes 334 amino acids. NCBI's taxonomy places the organism in Eukaryota, Fungi, Ascomycota, Eurotiomycetes, Eurotiales, Aspergillaceae. The record is from RefSeq and is a predicted model, not a curated record.
CUUGGCAGGAACCAGCGCAGAUAAGGAAUGGAGCAGGAGUCGGAGAGGUUUCAGGAGGCGUUGACUUGCGCAGGGGGCUCAUUCCUUUAUAGCCCGCAACGGCAGCUGCAAACGCUAUAGCUUCGGGCUUGCCCCUAGCGGCAGCCCGGCUCGCUUGAUGGCGGCUGACAGGAGCUUAGUUCGGGGCCCUCGUAAAUGGAUCCUGUCAUCGGUCGCAGUGGCCCCCCGACCAUGGGUCGAAUAUGAAGAAGAAUCCCUGCUGUCAACGGGCCUCAGAUCUCCUGGUCGAUCGCUCCCGAAUCAGUCCCGAUGGAGCGAAACUAUGUCUCGGCUGGUCAGGUGCAGGCCACCGGGUAUACCAUGAUUGCCCUGUCGUCGGCGGUGGUCAUGGCUCGGUUUAGUUUGAUUGUCUGGAAGCUACGGUCGCUGCAGAUUGAAGAUGGCUGCAUUCUGCUGGCCUGGGCUUGUUUCCUGGCCAUGAGUAUUGCGUAUAUUAUCGUCACCCCGGUCAUAUACAAGAUCAGUGCGUAUGAAGCGGGCGACAUUGCUCCUUGGGCGACCAUGGUGUCGGAUGCCUUGUUCAUGAUCAAGGUGUUUUUUGCGAAUACCAUGUUGCUGUGGGGGGCCUUGUGGUCGGUCAAGCUUGCAUUUCUGUUUCUCUAUCGCCGACUUCUUCGAGAUCUGCCGGGUCAGAUGAAGUGGUGGUAUAUGGUCAUGGGCUUCUGCCUCGUGACCUUUAUCGGGGCAAUCGUGUCCAAUUUUACUUCCUGUCAGAGCAUGCAUGCAUGGUUCACUGUUGGGGCGUGCGAUACGCAUCGCGAUGCCGUGGCCGAGAUUGCCAGUCUGUACUAUGCAUUUGCAGUUGACGCUCUGAGUGAUAUCAUGAUCAUGGUGCUGCCUCUGCGACUGGUGGUGUCGCUUCACCUCCCGCUAGGCCAGAAGAUCAGUGUCGCAGCCGUGUUUGCCCUGGGAACCAUCUGCGUGGUGAUGGCUGUGGUGCGAGUCGUCCAGAUCGGCACUCGGGCCAACAACGACAGCACUCCGAGUAGUUCCUGGCUGGCAUUCUGGGGAAUGAUCGAGGCGGGAAUUGCCGUCAUUGUCGGGUCUCUCCCAGCCUUUGCUACCGUCUACCGUCGCACCAAGAAUACCAAUCGCUACCGAAGCAGCUACGUCGGAAUGCCGUCGUCGGUGUAUGUGCCGCAGAACGAGCUCGCUUUGUCGGAUAUUACCAGUGGGAUGGAUAGCACGGGGGAGGAUUUGAAGGCAUUCAACACGACGCCCGAGUUACCGAUGGAAUAUUCUACGGAAGAUUGAUGGCAUUAUGGAUUAUGUGGAUAUGAAAGUUUUGACGCUAUACUAUGUAAAAGGCUACCAAU